Molecule: messenger RNA, 957 nt
Organism: Scylla paramamosain (green mud crab)
Lineage: Eukaryota; Metazoa; Arthropoda; Malacostraca; Decapoda; Portunidae
Exons: 2
Coding region: 1-957 (318 amino acids)
Source: RefSeq, a predicted model, not a curated record
AUGACCUCACAGUCUCUCCCAUCCCCAUCUCCCCCAGCCAUUUCCACCCACUGCCCUCCCUGCCUCUCAAAGCCACUCCUACCCCGGACACACAAAGGUGAUCCUCCCCAUCAAUUUUCAACCACACCCCUCCCAGCCUCUCCCAGCCAUACAAAGCCAUUCACAGCCACUUCUCUCCCAGCCUCUUCUCCCCCAACCAUUACCAUGCUCUCCCAGCCAUUCCCAGCCUCUCCUAGCCACUCCCAGCUUCUCUCACAGCUAUUCCCAGCCAUUCCCCUCUCAGCCAUUCCCAGCCACUCCAGAUUCAGCUAUUCCCAGUCACUCCUCUCCCAGACAUUCCCAGCCACACCUCUUUCAGCUAUUCCCAGCUAUUUCCAGCCAUUCACAGCCACUCCUCUCCCGGUCUAUCCCAGCUACUUCUCCCCCAGCCAUUCUCAGCCAGUCCCCUCCCAGCCUCUCCUCCCCCAGCCAUCCCCAGCCGCUCCAUUCCCAGCCACUCCUCUUACAGCCAUUCCCAGCCUCUCCCAGUCGCUCCUCUCCCAUCCAUUCCUUGUUAUUCCUCUUCCAGCCAAUGCCAGCCAUUCCUCUCACAGCCAUUCCCAGCCACUCCUCUCCCAGCCAUUGCUAGCCACUCCUUUCCCAGACACUUCUACUCCAGCCAUUCCCAGCCACUCCCUUCCUUGCCCCUCCCACCAAUUCUUCCCCCAACCAUUCCCAGCCUCUCUUAGCCACUCCUCUCCCAACCAUUCGCAGCCACUCCUUUCCCAGCCAUUCAUAGCCAAUCCCAGCCACUACUCUCCCAGCCAUUCCCAGUUACUUAUCUCCCCGGCAGUCCUCUCCCAUGCAGUCAUUCCCAGCAACACAUCUCCCAGCCUCUUCGAGCCAAUCCCAGCCAUUCCCAGCCACUCCUCUCCCAGCCAUUCCUCUCCCAGCUAUUGCCAGCCAUCCCUCUACUAG